AUGGAUCUCUUAUCUACUAUACGCAAAUCUGGUUCACGAGGAGGUGUAAACUUUAGUUGGGAUGAGGUUCAAAGUUCUCAACAUCGAGAAAAUUACCUUGGUCAUUCUCUUAUGGCCCCAGUUGGUCGAUGGCAAAAGGGAAAAGAUUUGAAUUGGUACGCAAAGGGAGACGCUCAAACGACUGGCAACGAGACUGCAGAAGAGAAGCAGGCACGAGAAAGAAAAGAAGAGAUUCGAAAAAUUAAAGAGGCUGAGGAAGACGCGAUAGCAAGGGCUCUAGGAUUGCCGGUCGCACAGCGUGGUGAAGCCACAGGAGCAAAUAACGUGGAAGUUGGAGAAUUAAAAAGAGUUAUCAAAGAAUCGGAAGAAGGAACCGAUGAUGCUGAAGGAAUGGGAAAGGGUACUGGAUUUGGCGAUUAUGUUGGUAAUACUGAUGGGCAAGAGAUGCUGCAGAUAAAAUCCGAGCCUUCAGAGCAGAGAGGUGGAUUACUGAGGAAUGACCGCAAUAAUGAAAGAACCAAUAGAUCCGGAGCGGAUAGAGAAGGGCGAUCAAAGGAAAAAGAUAGACGAAGACAUCGAAGUCGAAGUAGGGAUCAUGAAAGAGAACGAAAUCACAGGAAGCAUCGACAUAGGUCAAGAAGUGGUGAACGAGAACAUCAUAGGCGUCGACAUGAUGCCAGCCCGCGAAGAAGGGCAAGAAGUCGUAGUCCAGCAGCUCGACCCCGCAGAUAUCGGAGCAGAAGUCCCGAUCGAAGACAUCGAUCAAGGAGAGAAGAUGAGAGUUCUAGACACAACAAUCCACGGGAGCGAGUGCCUCGAAGAAGUCGCUCGCCAGACAUACGAGGCAGAGAAGACAGGAUGCCAGAGAAGAGACGUUAAUUUCAUGAUAUUUUUUCUCACAUAUGGGGAGGGAGUCAUCGAAAUGGCGUUGAUAUUGUAAUGAAAGUAUACCCAUUUGUAGUAUUCAGUCUACUCAAAUACAUAUUCAGAAUGCAAAGUAAUGAUUCAAAAUUGCUCACAUACCUGACAAUACCCCUAUCUGAUU
Molecule: messenger RNA, 1045 nt
Organism: Botrytis deweyae
Lineage: Eukaryota; Fungi; Ascomycota; Leotiomycetes; Helotiales; Sclerotiniaceae
Exons: 2
Coding region: 1-879 (292 amino acids)
Source: RefSeq, a predicted model, not a curated record